AUGAACAGCAACUCCGGCAACUCUUCUGACAACACCAACAACAUGUCUCUCAUUGGACACAACGGCGGCCUCUCCAUUGGCAAGGCUGAGCGUCCCGGACCUUCUCUGGGCAAGAAAGCCGAAAAACCCACUUCUUCCUCUUCAUCAUCUACUCCCUCGGGCUCUCGCUCUCAAAGCCUUGAGCGUCGCGGCCUCGGCCAGAUGCUCAACGGCAUUCUCCACGGACACCGCCGGGAUGAGGCGCAUCUUCGAGCAGACGACAGCAGCGAAACCGCUUCGCUGUCUUCUGUCGCUACUGAGAAGAGAGGUCUACUAGGAGGAAAGGGCAAGGCUUCAUCGCCAUCAAAAAGCUCUUCCUCAGCCCGCAGAGAACCAAGAAUGCCCAAUAUCAACGAGAGCGUGGUGCCUCGCGGUGGACUCCGAUGA
Trichoderma gamsii is the source of this 426-nucleotide messenger RNA. RefSeq lists its product as hypothetical. The record is from RefSeq and is a predicted model, not a curated record. The coding region runs from base 1 to 426 and encodes 141 amino acids. Lineage: Eukaryota; Fungi; Ascomycota; Sordariomycetes; Hypocreales; Hypocreaceae. The transcript has a single exon.